Molecule: messenger RNA, 1687 nt
Organism: Cephus cinctus (wheat stem sawfly)
Lineage: Eukaryota; Metazoa; Arthropoda; Insecta; Hymenoptera; Cephidae
Gene: GluClalpha
Product: glutamate-gated chloride channel
Exons: 11
Coding region: 194-1537 (447 amino acids)
Biological process (GO): nervous system process; chemical synaptic transmission; regulation of membrane potential
Cellular component (GO): membrane; synapse; neuron projection
Molecular function (GO): transmembrane signaling receptor activity; neurotransmitter receptor activity; chloride channel activity
Source: RefSeq, a predicted model, not a curated record
CGCACCAGCAACCAGGUAGUCGGUGUGAGUGGCUGUGUGCCUCUCAACGACGGCAGUCCAGGAGACGAACCCCUCGAGGUAGGACGUUUACGAACUGACUGAGCCAGUGAGACAGGAGAGCGCCAUGCCAGCUUCGUCACUCUGCCGUACGGCCGUGAUUGCCUAGGAUUUUCAGCCUCUCCAGGCCGCCGCAAUGUGGCCUGGAGUACUGCCGCUCCUGGUGGUACUGACAGUCCUGCUACAUCCAUCACGAUGUGCGCAGGCCAAGGUGAACUUUCGGGAGAAGGAGAAACAGGUCCUGGACAGCAUCCUGGGCCCGGGACGUUACGACGCGCGUAUUCGUCCCAGCGGAGAGAACGGAACAGAUGGACCCGCGGUUGUCCACGUCAACAUAUUUGUUCGAAGUAUCUCAAAAAUAGAUGACGUUACCAUGGAAUAUUCCGUGCAAUUGACAUUCCGGGAACAAUGGGUGGACGAGAGAUUACGGUUCAAUGACUUCGGAGGACGGUUAAAAUAUCUUACGUUAACAGAAGCAAGUCGAGUAUGGAUGCCUGAUCUUUUCUUUGCCAAUGAGAAGGAAGGUCAUUUUCACGAAAUCAUUAUGCCAAACGUAUACAUACGUAUCUUCCCUCACGGUUCUGUUCUCUACAGCAUACGGAUAUCACUCACUCUCUCGUGUCCGAUGGAUCUGAAACUUUAUCCCCUGGAUCGACAAACUUGUUCACUGCGAAUGGCCAGCUACGGAUGGACGACCGACGACCUGGUUUUCCUCUGGAAAGAGGGUGACCCCGUCCAGGUUGUCAAGAACUUACACCUACCCAGAUUUACGCUCGAGAGAUUUCUAACAGAUUACUGCAACAGUAAGACAAAUACCGGCGAGUACAGUUGUCUCAAGGUAGAUCUACUCUUCAAAAGAGAGUUCAGUUAUUAUCUCAUUCAGAUCUACAUCCCCUGCUGCAUGCUGGUCAUCGUAUCCUGGGUGUCCUUCUGGCUAGAUCAGAGUGCAGUACCAGCUCGAGUUUCUCUAGGAGUGACUACGCUAUUGACAAUGGCCACACAGACUUCUGGAAUAAACGCUUCACUGCCACCAGUCUCCUACACAAAGGCCAUUGACGUAUGGACGGGGGUGUGUUUGACGUUCGUCUUUGGCGCACUUCUGGAGUUUGCAUUGGUCAACUACGCAUCGCGUAGCGACAUGCAUCGUGAGAAUAUGAAGAAGAAAUAUCGUGAAAUAGAGCCCUCGGCAUCUGUCGAGCCAGCUGCUGAGCUGAUCGAGCCGGAUGGAACGACGAAUUUCGCUAUGAAGCCUCUGGUAAGACACCAGGAGGAUGCGAUGUCGUUGGAUAAGAUGCGGCAGUGCGAGAUACACAUGCAGUCGCCGCCAAAAAACUGCUGCAGGUCGUGGCUGUCCAAGUUCCCGACGAGGUCCAAGCGCAUCGACGUCAUCUCUCGGAUCACCUUCCCCCUAGUAUUCGCUCUGUUCAACCUCGCGUACUGGUCCACGUACCUGUGCCGAAAGGAAGGGGAGGACGAGUGAAUCUCGAUGAGGAAGCGCUCGGACCAAGGGACGUGGCUCGCGGCCAUCCCCAUUACUCCCACACUCGUCAUCGCUCGCGGCCUCACAAUCGACAUCAUCACCACCAUCGUCAUCGGCAUCAGCCUCGAUCACCCUCGUCGUCCUCUUCCC